This is a messenger RNA of Pseudonaja textilis, 2333 nucleotides long. RefSeq names its product dihydrolipoamide dehydrogenase (gene DLD). Gene Ontology annotation, cellular component: oxoglutarate dehydrogenase complex; mitochondrion. Gene Ontology annotation, molecular function: flavin adenine dinucleotide binding; dihydrolipoyl dehydrogenase (NADH) activity. NCBI's taxonomy places the organism in Eukaryota, Metazoa, Chordata, Lepidosauria, Squamata, Elapidae. The record is from RefSeq and is a predicted model, not a curated record. Gene Ontology annotation, biological process: pyruvate metabolic process; 2-oxoglutarate metabolic process.
CCCGCCCUCUCCCACUACCGCGCCUGCGCGAGUCCUCCGGGGCGUCCUUGGUGCGCCGCUGCCGGGUUGGGGGGGUGUUGCUGCUGCCGCCACCGCCAUGCAAAGCUGGAGCCGCGUCUGCUGCGCCCUCGCCCAGAGGGGCCAUUUUAGCCGGAUCCAGCAUGGCUUACAAAGCAUUUCAGCAGGACCUGUGAGAACUUAUGCUGAUCAAGUUGAUGCUGAUGUGACGGUCAUCGGCUCUGGUCCAGGAGGCUAUGUUGCUGCCAUCAAAGCUGCCCAACUUGGCUUUAAGACUGCCUGCGUGGAGAAAAACGAAACCCUGGGUGGGACCUGUUUGAAUGUUGGAUGCAUACCUUCUAAGGCCUUGUUAAACAAUUCACACUUGUACCAUUUGGCUCAUGGGAAAGACUUCGCUAGCAGGGGGAUCGAAAUUACAGGUCUCAGGUUGAAUUUAGAGAAAAUGAUGGAACAGAAGAGCGGUGCGGUGAAAGCUUUAACAGGAGGCAUCGCCCACUUGUUUAAACAAAAUAAGGUAACACAUGUGCCUGGCUUUGGAAAAAUAACUGGCAAAAACCAGGUCACUGUAACAAAAGAUGAUGGCAGCACUCAGGUUAUCAAUACGAAGAACAUCCUUAUAGCUACAGGUUCAGAAGUAACACCUUUCCAAGGAAUUACGAUUGAUGAAGACACCAUUGUAUCAUCCACUGGUGCGCUGUCUUUGAAACAGGUCCCUGAAAAAAUGGUAGUCAUUGGUGCAGGAGUCAUUGGAGUAGAACUGGGUUCAGUUUGGCAGCGUCUGGGUGCCGAUGUGACAGCUGUGGAAUUCCUGGGCCAUGUUGGUGGACUGGGCAUUGAUAUGGAGAUAUCCAAGAACUUCCAGCGCAUUCUCCAGAAACAAGGACUUAAAUUUAAACUCAACACAAAAGUCACUGGCGCCACCAAGAAACCUGAUGGAAAGAUUGAUGUCGCAAUUGAAGCCGCCACCGGUGGCAAAGCAGAGGUGAUCCCUUGUGAUGUCCUUCUGGUCUGUAUUGGUCGGCGUCCCUUCACCAAUAACCUUGGCCUGGAACAGGUGGGAGUUGAGCUAGAUAACCGUGGAAGGAUCCCAGUCAACAACAGGUUCCAAACCAAAGUUCCGAACAUUUAUGCAAUUGGGGACGUGGUGGCUGGCCCCAUGCUGGCUCACAAAGCUGAGGACGAAGGGAUUCUGUGCGUUGAGGGAAUGGCUGGAGGCGCCAUUCACAUCGACUACAACUGUGUGCCGUCAGUCAUUUACACACACCCUGAAGUGGCCUGGGUUGGCAAGUCAGAAGAGCAGCUCAAAGAAGAGGGAACAGAAUACAAGAUCGGUAAAUUCCCUUUUGCGGCCAACAGCAGAGCCAAGACCAACGCUGACACUGACGGGAUGGUGAAGAUCUUAAGUCACAAAACAACAGACCGGAUGCUGGGAGCACAUAUUUUAGGCGCCGGUGCUGGUGAAAUGGUUAACGAAGCCGCUCUGGCAAUGGAAUAUGGCGCUUCAUGCGAGGACGUAGCCAGAGUUUGCCAUGCCCAUCCGACCGUAUCUGAAGCUUUUAGAGAAGCAAACCUAGCAGCUUCCUUUGGCAAAGCGAUCAACUUUUGAAGUGAAGGAACAUCAUAUUUUUUCCCCCUGUGAAACCGACCAAAGACUUGAUGGAAAAAUCUGGUUUUUGCAAUACUCCCGGGCCUUAAUUGAGUGAACUUUUGUUCCAAAAAAAAAUUAUUUAAACAAAUAGGGGUUUGGAUUUAAUUAACCAACACCUGUAUAUUAUAUUACCAAUACUAUAUUUGCAUUAUUGAUUGUUCAUUCUUAAGUUUCACAGAAGAAAAAGAGCAGCCGUAUCAGCUAAUUUGUUUGGAGCGAUCUUCAAAGGUCCCAUCAUGUAUUUUUGUUCAAAUAUAGUGUCUAAUAUUAACUCCAUGUUGUUGCUUUGUCAUUGUUGAGGAAAUGGGCUUAUCCUGAUGAUUUAAAAUAAGCCAUAGCCACCUUCGCACAAUGCAGUUAACAAGUGAAGUGAAAGCGAACAAUAGACUUAAAUCGGAUUUUAUAGAUAACAUAUAUGUGUUUAAGAAUAUUUGAAACUUGAUUCAUUUUAUCCUCGAUCACAAUGUAAAGGGACGUUUAAAAUAGCAAUGGACCUAUGCUAUAUCAGUAAUCACUUGCAAACAUUUUUAAGAGCAGAAAACUCCUUUGUUUUAGUGACACUUUGUAAAAGAGAAAAAGAUGAUACACCUCUGUGCUUGAUAAUUAUUAUUUUUUCUUUGGUGAAGUUUCUUGGUUUCCAAAUUUGUAAAACUGUAUCUUGAGAGUU